Molecule: messenger RNA, 2420 nt
Organism: Tachysurus vachellii
Lineage: Eukaryota; Metazoa; Chordata; Actinopteri; Siluriformes; Bagridae
Gene: adrb1
Product: adrenoceptor beta 1
Exons: 1
Coding region: 162-1340 (392 amino acids)
Biological process (GO): adenylate cyclase-activating adrenergic receptor signaling pathway; positive regulation of heart rate by epinephrine-norepinephrine; norepinephrine-epinephrine-mediated vasodilation involved in regulation of systemic arterial blood pressure
Cellular component (GO): membrane
Molecular function (GO): beta1-adrenergic receptor activity
Source: RefSeq, a predicted model, not a curated record
GUCACUGUACUGUUUAUCUUAGCGAGCGCUCCAGUUGCUCAAACUGGGACUGCAAACAGGAGCAAGAUGAAGCGCGGCGCGUUUGGAGCCACGGCGUGGCCGCGCGCCACAGAGGAGUCGAAGUUUGGAUAACAAGUUUCUUCACAGAGCCCAGACACACCAUGGGGGACGGGUUACCGUCCAUGAACUAUACCAACGACACCAAACGAGGGCGAGUGGAUCUUAACGGUCCGGACAGCGGUUUCUCAGAGCAGUGGGUCGUAGCUCUGGGGAUAGUCAUGGCUUUGAUUGUGAUCAUCACUGUUCUGGGGAAUAUACUGGUCAUUGUGGCUAUAGCGCGGAAUCAGAGGUUGCAGACGCUGACCAAUGUAUUUAUUGUGUCUUUGGCGUGCGCCGAUCUGAUCAUGGGUUUGUUGGUGGUGCCGUUUGGCGCAACGCUGGAGCUCCGUGGCGCGUGGCUUUACGGCUCCUACUUCUGCGAAGUGUGGAUCUCAGUGGACGUCCUUUGCGUCACAGCCAGCAUCGAGACCCUCUGCGUGAUCGCCAUAGACAGGUAUAUUGCCAUCACGUGGCCGUUUCGUUACCAAAGCCUUCUGACCAAGUCGAGAGCCAAAGGGGUCGUGUGCGCUGUGUGGGCCGUGUCGGCUCUCGUGUCGUUUCCGCCGAUCUUACUGCACUGGUCGCGCGACAGGAACGAAACGGAAUGCUACGAGGACCCGGAGUGCUGCGACUUCAUCACUAACCGGGCUUACGCUGUCGCCUCCUCAGUCAUAUCCUUUUACAUUCCUUUGGUGGUUAUGGUGUUCGUUUACGCUCGCGUGUACCGAGAAGCCAAGAAGCAGCUCCUGAAAAUAGACAAGUGCGAAGGGAGGUUUUAUAACAAAAACGGUGUCUCGGCGUGCAAACUGAACCGAAAGCGUCCGUCCGGGAUUGUGGCCAUAAAGGAGCAGAAGGCGCUGAAGACGCUCGGCAUCAUUAUGGGAACGUUCACUCUGUGUUGGCUGCCCUUCUUCUUGGUCAACGUUGUGCGCGGAUUCUGCGCCGAGGCUGUGGACAAGGAGCUGUUUGUCUUUUUUAACUGGCUCGGUUACGCUAACUCGGCGUUUAACCCACUCAUUUACUGCCGCAGCCCGGACUUCAGGAAGGCUUUCCGGAGGCUGCUAAUGCCGUGCUGGCCGAGGCGCGCUGAUCAGGGACUGACCGUGAGCUCGUGCGAGCUGUCGCGCUGCGCAGUGGAGAGCCGCGUCCUCGCACCUUGGACCGAACUCAACGGCAUCAGGGACAGCAACUGCAGCCUGGACUACAGCUGUAGAGUUUCCCACUCCGAGUCUCAGCUCUGAGCUUUUAAUCCGGAUUUAAAUCGCAAAAUAUAUUCACUUGUAAAUGUAAAAAAAAGUAACCUGUUAUUUGCGGUCAUCAUUAUCCUUUAAAUUAAAUCAUGUGAUUUAAACAUGUUUCAUUUUUAAAUGCCAAAACUAAUGGGCAUCUUAGAACAACUAUAUUUGAGGAGAAUCGGACGAAUGCAAAAUCAUUUGUUCUCAGCAUCUACACUUCUAAAAUGCUAAAUUUCUAUAAACUCUAACGAAAUUUUUCCAAUCUUCAUGACCCAUGUUGUAUCUAAGUGCAAUUGGGCACAAUAAACACUGUAAGGGUUCAUUCCUAAUUUAUGGGUUAUUAUUAAACAAUAAACAUAAACUAAGGGGUUCCAAAAGGAUCAAAUAAAAUGCAAUACAUUCCCUCAAAUCCUCACAUCAACAUCUGGGCACAAAUAAACUCCACCAGUUAGUUCAUGGUUAAUGUGAGUCGUUAUUAGACCAUAAACAGGAAAUGAAGAGCCAGGAGAUGUGUAUUACGUUUGCCCUACAUACAUGACUGUGAGAAAAAAAAUUGCAUUUGUUUUGUUGUUCACUGCUUGACCUUUUUCAGUUUUAUUUUUAGAGCCAUUUUCAAUGUCAUUUUUCAUAUUGUACAUAGGAAUGUGUGACAUUACAGGAUACUACGGAAAUGUGCAAAUUGUACGAAACGAGAUUGUUUAUAUUAAACAGAGAUAUCAAACUGUACAUUAUUUAUUCAGUACCAUGUACAGCUGAUGGAGAGUUUUUGACAUGUGAGCAUAUGAAAGGAGCUGUGAUUCAGUGCUUCGUGUUUGCACCUUAUAUACCAUUCAAUGUGAGCUGCUUCUAUUUCUCAAUGAAUAUAAUAUUUAAUAUUUCAAUAUACCAGUCUGCCAAAUACUGAAAUGGAGGCUCAGUGAUUUAUGUAUCACUUGAGUCACUAAUAGGUUUGGUCCUAUUUUAUUCAGUAGAUUUUCUUGCCCAGGUCCAUAUAUCUAGAUUUGUCAUUAAUGUACGAGCGCCUCAUGUAAUGUAUAAGGUGGUCACAUUUAUGAGUGUGCAAUAAAUUAUCCAGUUGUAAGUGAA